AUGAAUAUUGCAAGUGGCAUUCCAAAGUUUUUUCCAUUAGCCAUGAUUCAACAAGAAGGAAAUCCAUAUGUUCGAGAUGACACAAUGUUCAUUAAAGUGAUGGUUGAUUUUGGUGAUAUGCCUAAAACGCUAUUGCCUUAUGCUUUAAGUCUCAAUCCAGGAUUACCAAUGCAUGUUCAACAGGCGAUGAUUAAGCAAGAAGCGGAGCGAAGAGUUCAACAACAGUCUGAAUAG
This is a messenger RNA of Rotaria sp. Silwood1, 234 nucleotides long. Lineage: Eukaryota; Metazoa; Rotifera; Eurotatoria; Philodinida; Philodinidae. The record is from the annotation of a GenBank genome assembly.